Molecule: messenger RNA, 5423 nt
Organism: Acanthochromis polyacanthus (spiny chromis)
Lineage: Eukaryota; Metazoa; Chordata; Actinopteri; Pomacentridae
Gene: tmprss15
Product: transmembrane serine protease 15
Biological process (GO): proteolysis
Cellular component (GO): membrane
Molecular function (GO): protein binding; serine-type endopeptidase activity
Source: RefSeq, a predicted model, not a curated record
GGAUCUCGGCUGAGUUUUGGCUGAGGUUCAGGGCUUGGUCUGGGCUGUGGCUCCGGGUUCCGUCUCGGGCGGGGUUCGGUUCGUAAUCGUGGCUGUGGGUUUCCCUUGGCUUUGGUUCUAGGCUCGGCCUGGGUUGUGGUUCGGGUCGUGGUCGUGGCUGUGGAUUUCUCUGGGCUGAAUACCUGUGCGGUGUCCGGGAUUCGUUCAGGCUGAGCCACGGGAACUGAGAAGGUAGACAGAGAACAAGAGAAUUACUGUUCGUUGACUUCAAAUCUGAUUUCGGAAUAUCUAGACAAGGAUUCAUAUGGCAUGGGCUUGGCUGGCGAGUCACUAACAUGGUAGUCGUAUAACAAUCCGGCAUCGAAUGAAAGUCUGAACCAGCUUUUAUUGUCAGCGAGGUGUGAUGGUGAAUCGGAAACAGCUGCUCAGCCCGCACUGCACCCUUGAUGAGAGGAGUGACCUCAGCUGAUGCUGAAACCACUCUGACCUAAUUAGGGGAGAGAGAGUUGGACCAAAGCACAGCACAGACAAGCACAACAUGGCACAAAAGCAAGGCUUGGCCUGGAAAACAACACAAAACCAGGAAAAAGUCCAAAAAACCCAAGCAGGCAGGCCGAGAUCCAUAACAGUAUCUGGCAAACACAUGACAAACAUCUGGCAAACACAUGACAAAUAUCUGACAAACACAUGACAAACAUCUGACAAACACAUGACAAAUAUCUGACAAACACAUGACAAAUAUCUGGCAAAUAUAUGACAAAUAUCUGGCAAACACAUGACAAACAUCUGGCAAACAUAUUACAAAUAUCUGACAAACACAUGACAAAUAUCUGACAAACACAUGACAAAUAUCUGGCAAACAUAUGACAAAUAUCUGACAAACACAUGACAAAUAUCUGGCAAACAUAUGACAAAUAUCUGACAAACACAUGACAAACAUCUGACAAACACAUGACAAAUAUCUGGUAAACAUAUGACAAAUAUCUGGCAAAUAUAUGGCAAACAUCCGGGGAAUAUGUGGUAGUUUCUGGAGAUGUUUUAUUGUUUUCUAUUGUCUGAAUGUUUCACUGGAAAAUCUGUAAACUUGCUGCUCAUAAAGUCACAGCAAUGCUUCAUUUAAGGACCUGCAGGUGAGCCUUGACCUGCCAGGUGAAUGCAGGGGGUGGGGCCUGAUUACAGCAGAUUACCUGACAGGUUUAUGUGGUACACAGGUGGACUUUAGUCUGAUCAACAACAGCAGGAAGACAUGUGAGCCAGGUAACAUCUGCACAACACCAACACUCACAAAGUUUGUACAAACAUGCAAACAUUAUAUAAACAUUUAAACAUGACAUAAACAUGUAAACAUCUAAUCAUCUCUAUACCAUUUAACCCUCAUCAGGGUCAUGGGGGCAGGAGUCUGUCCCAGCUGACUGAAAGUGAAGGCAGGGACACCUGGACAGGUAACAGUCUGUCACAGGUUCACCUGGACAGGUAACAGUCUGUCACAGGGCUACACAUAGACACAAACAAUCACACUGACAUUCACAUCUACCGACAAUUUAGAGUAACCAGUUAACAUGUAAACAUAAAAACACGUGACUGAUGGUUUGUUUGUGUCAUGUUAUAAACUUUCAUCUGAACAAAAUAAUUCUGAUCCUUGGUCCCAGCAGCACAAACAUCCUUCCUGAUCAUCAGCUGCUGUAUUGAUAAAUAGCUGCUGUAUUGAUAAAUAGCUGCUGUAUUGAUUAAUAGCUGCUGUAUUGAUUAUCAGCUGCUGUAUUGAUAAAUAGCUGCUGAAUUGAUAAAUAGCUGCUGCCGUCAUAAUGAGUCAUUUGACAUUUGCAGCUCAAUAAAAGUCCCAUGAAAGAGUCCAGCAGGUCAGUCAGCCGCUCAGAGUUUAUGAAGUAAACAGACGAAGAAGGAACAGCUGAUCUCGACAGGUAAGCUGACAGGUGUCUGUACAAGCAGUGAAGGCUCUCUCUGAUCGUUUCUAUCGAUCGGUAUUGAUCGGUCCUCAGGAUGACUCGCCGGUUGUCGUCUCUGGAGGUUAUCCUCAGCGUCCUGGUGCUGCUCCUCCUCAUCUGCUGUGUCGGCCUGAUAGUCGUCUCGUAUCUCAGCCUGGAGCCUGCAGGUGCUGUGGAGUCGGAGAGGCUGAGGGGGCGGAUGGUGAUCAAACAGGGAGCUGAGUUCUCUGAAGAGCUGAAGAACUCCAGCAGUCUGCUCUUCAAGUCUCUGGCCUUCGACGUCCAGCAGCUGGUGUCUGAGGCGUUCAGUCUCAGUGAGCUCAAACAGUCGUUCAGGUCCUGUCAGGUUCAACGCUUCAGUCGAGGCAGCGUGGCGGUGACCUUUGACCUCUGGUUCGAUCAGCUGAUCGAGGCCAAGGAGGCGGAGCAGCAGCUGGAGGCGGGGCUUCAGGAGGCCGACAGCAGGGGAUUGGUCAUCGACAGGAACAGUAUCCACAUCACAGAGAACACUGAGGAGACCACACCUGCAGCGACCAUCACCACACCUGCAGUGACCAUCACCACACCUGCAGCGAACAUCACCACACCUGCAGCGACCAUCACCACACCUGCAGCGAACAUCACCACACCUGCAGCGAACAUCACCACACCUACAGCAGUCACCUGUUCUUCUGAUGAGACACUGUGUGCUGAUUGGUCGACGUGCGUGGCGACCGAUCGGUUGUGUGACGGAGUCGACGACUGCCCUGACACUUCCGAUGAAGCUGUUGCUCGCUGCGCAACCACGUGUGACGGACAGUUUGUGCUCAGAGGACCAAAUGGAUCGUUCAGUGUGAUGGAGUCUGACAAGAAGAACAUCAGCACCUUCUGCCGCUGGAUCAUCAGGGUCGACACAGGGCUGUCCAUUCGCCUUGAAUUCCUUCAGUUUGAAACUGAAGAACGGAUUGACACUCUCAAGUUGUUCGAAGGCGUUGGACCAGACAAAGUGCUCACAGCUGAGCUCUCGGGCUUCACCCCCCCUGGGACUGUGUGGCUGCUGACCGAUCAAUCAACUGUCGAGUUUUUCUCUGAUGACAUCGUCACUCUGCCAGGGUUUAAGGCGACCUACAGCGCCACCAACCUGUCCAGCCUGUCCGACCAGGAAAAGCUCAGCUGCAGCUUUGAGGAUGGCAUGUGUUUCUGGAGGCAGCUGCAAGACCAGGACUCUGACUGGAUCCGAAUCCGCGGCUCCACGAUGCCCCCGAACACUGGCCCCAACGGGGACCACACACUGGAGAACGGUUCAGGUGAUUUCUACAUCGUCACUCCUCUGAUCCUCAGCCAACAGCCGACGACCUUCAGGAUCCACAGCCUCCCUCUGACGCCAUCCACACAGCCCAUGUGUCUGAGCUUCUGGUACCACAUGUUUGGACAGGACGUCCACCGUCUCAGAGUCCUGCUGUUGCCGUUGCCAUGGCAACCCGAAUCUGCCGCCACCGUGCUCUUCCAGAAGGAUGGUAACUAUGGCAACUCCUGGAACUACGGCCAGGUGACCAUCAAUCUGACGUCAGAGGCCACGGUGACCUUUGAAGCACAGAAGAAAGAAGGCGUCUUCAAUGACAUCGCUCUGGAUGACAUCAUGCUGACAUCUGCUCGUGGCCCCGCCCCCCCUGAACCAACAAAUGUACCACCUCCGAUGACCCCGCCCCCCAUACCAGCUGACUGUGGAGGACCGUUCAACCUCUGGGAGCCAAACUCCACUUUCAGCUCCCCAAACUACCCACAAUCCUACGGGGAAUCAAGCAGAGUGUGUGGGACCCUUCAUGCAGCGGAGGGCCACAACCUUCAGCUCCACUUCCUGGACUUUGAUGUAGAAGCGACCUAUGAUGUGGUGGAGGUGCGGGAUGGGGCGGGGCCUAAUUCCACCUUACUGGCUGUUCUCACCGGUAGUGAUGGCCCCGCCCACGACCUGUUCUCAACAACCAAUCAGAUUACAGUACGGUUCUUUACGGAUGAGUCGGGUUCACGGGGCUUCAAAGCCAACUUCACCACCGGGGUCAACCUGGGGGUACCAGCUCCGUGUGCAGGUGGUCAGUUCCAGUGUCAGACAGGAAGCUGUAUCCAUGGUAACAGUCUGUGUGACGGCGUGGUCGACUGUCCUGACGCAUCUGAUGAAGCCGACUGUAUCAUGCUGCAGGUGAAUGGUUCCAAUCGGCUCCAGUUUCAGCUCAACUCGUCUCUGUUCACCGUGUGUGGCGAUACUUGGAGCUCACACCUGUCCAACUUCACCUGUCAGUACCUGGGAUACAGGACCGGGGAAACCUCUCUGCUGCCGGCUCUGCCUCAGGAUUCCCCGUUUGUAACCAUCACAGUCACCAGUAACGGAACACUGGAAACCAGCAUCAGUGGGACCUGCAGCAGGGACCAGGUGGUCUCUCUGAGCUGUAACAACCAACCCUGUGGAGUCCGUCUGGCCUCGAAUGUCAGGAGUGAGUCGGACCAAUCAGAGGACAGGAUACCUGGUCAAGGUCGAGUGGUGGGCGGGGCUAACGCUACGGAGGGGGCGUGGCCGUGGAUCGUGUCUCUGCAGUGGCGGGGCCAUCAUCGCUGUGGAGCCUCUCUGAUUGGCCGGGAUUGGCUGCUGACUGCUGCACACUGCGUCUACGGGAGAAACAUCCACCUGCAGUCGUGGGAGGCUGUGUUCGGACUCCACUCUCAGAUCCACAGCGACUCUGACGCACGUUCAGACCGACGAGUCGAUCGCGUGAUCUUCCACAGAUACGACAGGAUGACCAAGCAGGCCGACAUCGCCAUGAUCCACCUGCAGCAGCCAAUCAGCUUUACCCAGUCAGUAUCAAUCAACCAAUCAGCAAUGCCCUACUGUAGGACUCAAACACUUGAGAAUAAACACCUGCCUGUGUUGUGUGUGUGUGUGUGUGUGUGUGUUUCAGAUUGGGUCCAGCCGGUGUGUUUAGCAGCUGAAGGUCAGAGUUUCACAGCAGGAAGAAAAUGUUUUAUUGCUGGAUGGGGACGACAAACUGAAGGACGUCCAACCCCAGACAUUCUCCAGGAGGCCCAGGUUCCUCUGGUGGAUCAGGUCCAGUGCCAGCAGCAGCUACCUGACUACUCCAUCACCUCCAGCAUGCUGUGUGCCGGAUACCCUGAGGGAGGUGUGGACUCCUGUCAGGGCGACUCCGGCGGUCCGCUUGUGACGCUGGACGACGGACGCUGGACUCUGAUUGGUGUGACAUCGUAUGGGACGGGCUGUGGACGUCCACAGAAACCUGGAGUCUACGCCCGGGUCUCAGCCUUCGCCUCCUGGAUCGCCCAGACCAGACGCUCCUCCUCAGACCUUCACUCCUCACCCUGAACUCUUCUUCAGCGACCAAUCAGGAAUCAGAUCAGCAGACAUUGGAUCCAAACUGACAAUAAACUGCUCAAAUGUGUCAAAACUGAUUUAAACGACUGAAAAAAACUCAAUAAAAUGUCAAGAAAACA